CCACCUAAAUUUCAUCUCACUCAGUCUCACACUCUCACUCCACUCUACUCUGAGUAGUCUCUUCCUCCGUCCAUGGCAGAAACCAAAAUCAUCGCCGGCGCCGACGAAUUAGGCACUCCUCUCAAAGACGCUCUUGUCUCCCACCUCCGCUCCCUCAACAUCCAAGUCGAAGACCUCGGAGCCUCUUCCUACUAUUCCGCCGGCGCCGAGGUCGGCCGCCGCGUCUCUCAAUCUCUCUCCUCUUCCUCCCCCGCCCGCGGCCUCGUCGCCUGUGGCACCGGCGUCGGCGUCGCCAUCUUCGCCAACAAAUUCCCCGGCGUGUUCGCCGUCACCUGCCUCACCCCCGCCGAAGCCGCCAACGCCCGCUCCAUCACCAACUGCAACGUCCUCGCCGUCUCCGGCAAGUACACCUCGCCGGUAACCGCCACCGAAAUCCUCGACACAUGGCUCAACACGGCGUUUAAGGCUCCCUGCCAUGCAAACGAUGACAAACCCUGGCCACAAGAGAUUGAGAGCUUCCUCGACAAUUCUCUUGUCGAGAUGGCGGAAAUCGGUAAGGACGCGGCGGUGGUAGACACGUGUGCGGUGUGCUGCUUGGUGAAGAACCGGGAACUGAAUCCGAUUGAUAUGAUUCCGGGUGGGUCGAUGAAGAUUCUGAGGGAGAGUCCGACCUCGGCGUUUGUGAGAUUCAAGGCGGGGAGUGUGGAGCCGGCGCAUCACCACACGUUCGGGCAUGAUCUGGUGGUGAUGGAAGGGAGGAAGAGUGUUUGGAAUCUGACGAAGGAGGAGAGACACGACCUGACGGUUGGGGAUUACUUGUUUACUCCAGCUGGUGAUGUGCAUAGAGUGAAGUACUAUGAAGACACUGAGUUUUUUAUCAAGUGGGAUGGUCAUUGGGACAUGUUCUUUGAUGAGGAUCUUCAAACUGCUAAAGAUGCUAUUGAUAAGGAAUUAGCCAAGUAAAGUGAAGUUACUCUUUCUAUGCAUUUUGAAAGGGUUUUCACUUGUUCUUCAAUUUGUGUGUGUAUGUAUUGUAUGGUAUUAAUAAAAUGAUCUUAAUUAUCUCUAUGGGGAUGUGGUUUUUUUUGUUUAUCAAUUGAGUCUUGUAUAAUGCUUGCCAUAUUUGAGACUUACUUGUAUUAGGGUUAUUUCUGUGUUUGUUUCAUUUCAUAUGAUGGAAUUUAAUCACACAUUAUAUUA
This is a messenger RNA of Lotus japonicus, 1200 nucleotides long. RefSeq names its product DNA damage-repair/toleration protein DRT102. The transcript has a single exon. Lineage: Eukaryota; Viridiplantae; Streptophyta; Magnoliopsida; Fabales; Fabaceae. The coding region runs from base 73 to 963 and encodes 296 amino acids. Gene Ontology annotation, biological process: carbohydrate metabolic process. The record is from RefSeq and is a predicted model, not a curated record. Gene Ontology annotation, molecular function: isomerase activity.